AGCGCUCACUAUGCCAGCUGCUUUAAGUUGUAGUCGCUAUGUCUGGGCGCGGCAAGCAGGGCGGCAAAGCCCGCGCCAAGGCCAAGACCCGCUCCUCCCGGGCCGGGCUCCAGUUCCCCGUGGGCCGCGUGCACCGCCUGCUGCGCAAGGGCAACUACGCCGAGCGGGUCGGGGCCGGCGCGCCGGUCUACCUGGCGGCGGUGCUGGAGUACCUGACGGCCGAGAUCCUGGAGCUGGCGGGCAACGCGGCCCGCGACAACAAGAAGACCCGCAUCAUCCCGCGCCACCUGCAGCUGGCCAUCCGCAACGACGAGGAGCUCAACAAGCUGCUGGGCAAGGUCACCAUCGCGCAGGGCGGCGUCCUGCCCAACAUCCAGGCCGUGCUGCUGCCCAAGAAGACCGAGAGCCACCAUAAGGCCAAGGGCAAGUAGCGGGUCUGGAGUAACUCAUUGCUCAUCUCGUUUCAAACCAAAAAGGUUCUUUUCAGAGCCACCUCCUUUUUCACCAAACGGCGUUAACCACUUUUAUCUAAUUGUUGAGUCAUUUUGCAGUGGCGUUGGAAUGCUGUGAAGGCAUAAAGCAAAACCAAAAAAAGGCUUUUACACCACAUUGUUUUCAGAUAGACAACAAAUCAGACAAAUUCGUUACGUGAAGGAAUAGGCGCAGCAGCUCCCCCCUGCAGUACGACCGAGACAAUAGGAAAAGUGAAGCAAGAGAGCAGCCAAGGGAACCGAAAGUUAGAUAACGGGCAGGAUAAGUUAAAGCAACGAGCGCCAGUAAGGUGGACGGCAGGGAGAACAAAAAGCCACAGAAGCACAGGGAACCUUUCGCAGCCAAAACAAAAAUGAGAUAAUGAAAGCAAGAACCUCGCGGCCGGCAAGAUCCGGAGCAAACCAGUAAGAGGCAGCUCUUCAGAGAUAUGCAUGCUCAUUAGAGAGGAAAAACUGCUUAACAAAAGGCCGUAUGAUGAUUAGCCGCUCCUGAAGGUUCAUGGAUGUGGCCUACGCAUCAUGCAUGUAUUUAGGGUUAUGGAGUAGAGGUCAUGCACAAGCCACAGAGGCCAAACUAAGCAACAAACCUGUCAAUCAAAAGGGCAGACGCUGGUUAGAUAUUAGACAGCAUUGAAAAGAAGAGAAAAAGUAAUACACAUAAAAUGACCCAAACCAUACGAGGCUGAUGCUGAUCUCAUCUCGCCGAGGCCAGUCGGCUCUCCCCUUCCGAGUGUGUAAUACUAUGCAUAAUAAACUUUUGCUGCUUUGCUUUGCUA
Molecule: messenger RNA, 1267 nt
Organism: Callithrix jacchus (white-tufted-ear marmoset)
Lineage: Eukaryota; Metazoa; Chordata; Mammalia; Primates; Cebidae
Product: histone H2A type 1
Cellular component (GO): nucleosome
Molecular function (GO): DNA binding; protein heterodimerization activity; structural constituent of chromatin
Source: RefSeq, a predicted model, not a curated record